AUGGGACACCAAGAUAGUCUCGGAGGCAGUGACUUGCCGGUCAAGAAUGCACGCGACUGGUCUGGCAAACCCUCGCUGACAGUAGCCCCCCAGUCAUCAGUGAUGCAAGCAAUGCAUGGAAUUUUGGCCCAACCAGGCAUACGGUCCCUGGGCCCUGGUGCGCCGUCCACGGAGUACUUUCCUUUCUACAGUAUCGACUUUGAGGUCGGCUCGACAGACGCAUUCGAAACCGUGGAUAAGAAGAUCCCCGACACGACCACUUCCAUCCACGCCGGCAAGCACGACAGUAUUGCCGGAACCAGCAUCUAUGACCUGGCCAUCGGACUGCAAUAUGGACUAGGCACGGGUUCGAAGCAGCUGGUCAAGUUUUUGACGGAACAUGUCCAGCUCGUUCACAACCCACCAUAUCGCAAUUGGCAAACAAUACUCAGUGCUGGCAAUACUUCCGCCUUUGAAAUCAUUCUUCGUAUGCUCGGUCAGACUGGAGAGUACCUGCUGGUUGAGCAACAUACCUACACAACGGUUUUUGAGACUGGUCUCCCGCUGGGCUUCAAAUUUGCCCAAGUGCUCAUGGAUAAAGACGGUCUUCUUCCAGAUGACCUGGAUCUUGUUCUCUCAACUUGGGACGAGUCCGACCGCGGCGGUAAGAAACCGCGUCUGCUGUACACCAUACCGACUGGCCAAAAUCCCACAGGCAUCACGCAGCCUUUGUCUCGUCGACGGGAGAUUUAUCGUAUUGCCCAGAAACACGAGCUGUUCAUCAUUGAAGAUGACCCCUACUACUUCAUCCAGCUACCGGUGUACCGACCCGGGGAGAGUGCCACAGCGACCACCGCCUCCGUCACAUCAGUAGAGAAGUACAUCGAGACUCUGAUCCCCAGCUACCUCCGCCUUGACACCGACGGGCGCGUCCUGCGUAUGGACUCUUUCUCCAAGAUCGUCGCACCAGGCGCCCGCAUGGGCUGGGUAACAGCCUCGGAGCAAGUCAUCGAGCGUAUGAUUCGCGCACACGAGGUUUCCGUACAAAAUCCAAGCGGAUUCUCGCAGAUUGCCAUAUUCAAGCUGCUACACGAUAGUUGGGGUCAUCUGGGAUUCGUCAGAUGGCUGGCGCAUUUGCGAGGAGAGUAUACAAAGCGGCGAAACAGUCUUCUCGAGGCCUGUGAUGUUUUCCUCCCACGUGAAAUUGUUCGCUGGGUACCCCCCACCGGCGGGUUCUUCGCUUGGAUCACUAUCGACUGGAUGCAACAUCCCCAAGCAAGCAGUCAAACCAAGUUGCAGAUUGAGAAGGAAAUCUACGAUGCGGCCAUCGAGCGCGGGGCACUGGUUGUGCCAGGAAGCUGGUUCUUGCCGGAUGAGGGCAGAGGAGGAAUGGAAGGGGUAUUUUUCCGUAUGACCUAUGCGGCAGCCUCUGUAGGAGACAUGAGGGAAGCGGUUCAGCGACUGGGAACAGCGCUGCGUGUGGUUUUCAAGCUAGACAAUGCGGGCGAAGUUGUAGAGUCACGAUUGUGA
Penicillium oxalicum is the source of this 1509-nucleotide messenger RNA. RefSeq names its product Aminotransferase swnA. Gene Ontology annotation, molecular function: pyridoxal phosphate binding; aromatic-amino-acid:2-oxoglutarate transaminase activity; L-2-aminoadipate:2-oxoglutarate transaminase activity. Gene Ontology annotation, biological process: aromatic amino acid catabolic process; L-tyrosine biosynthetic process. NCBI's taxonomy places the organism in Eukaryota, Fungi, Ascomycota, Eurotiomycetes, Eurotiales, Aspergillaceae. Bases 1 to 1509 code for a protein of 502 amino acids. The record is from RefSeq and is a predicted model, not a curated record. The transcript has 5 exons.